Molecule: messenger RNA, 1679 nt
Organism: Chelonus insularis
Lineage: Eukaryota; Metazoa; Arthropoda; Insecta; Hymenoptera; Braconidae
Product: G/T mismatch-specific thymine DNA glycosylase-like
Exons: 3
Coding region: 373-1623 (416 amino acids)
Biological process (GO): base-excision repair, AP site formation
Cellular component (GO): nucleus
Molecular function (GO): uracil DNA N-glycosylase activity; pyrimidine-specific mismatch base pair DNA N-glycosylase activity
Source: RefSeq, a predicted model, not a curated record
AAUGCCGGUUGUCACUGUGUAAAAAUGCAUUUUUUCUAAACUAAAGAAUUAAAAAAUCUUUUGUAUAUUACCUUGAAAAUUAUAAUUUUUCUAAUCUGCGAUUAUUUUUGUACUUUAAACAUAUUUAUUUUUUAAUUGUCAUCGUUGAUGUAAUUGAUUACUUGACAAUGAAACAUUGAUAACCUUCAAAUACCCUACAUAAGUAUCAUAAUUAUUCAUCAAUAUUUAUUCAAGUUUAAUCAGUGGUAAAAUGUAUUGAGUUAUCUUUAUUAAUCUUAAAUAAAUCACUUCAUUGACAUCUGAUGUUGAUUGUAUAAAUACUAUUAUGGAGAAAUAUUUACAAAUAAUUCAGGUUAAAAAAAAGAUCACUCUAUGAUAAAGUUGAUAAAGUUAUGUGUAAAAUUAAAGCAAUUUACUAAAUUUAUAAGUAAUCAAUAUAAUAGCAAAGCCAUGUCGGGGAUGAAAAAUGGAAGAUUUAAUGGAUUAACGGAAGAAGAAGUAAAGAAAAAAGAUCCUUUGCCUGAUUACCUUGAACCAGACUUAGACAUUGUUUUUCUUGGAAUAAACCCAAGUUUAAUGGCUGCCUUCAAAGGAAGAUAUUAUGCUGGUCCUGGGAAUCAUUUUUAUAAACUCUUACAUGCUUCUGGAUUGGUGCCACAAUUUGUCAGCUUUGAAAAAGAUUGCGAACUUCUUAAAUAUAAAAUUGGUCUGACUAAUAUAGUUGAUAGAGCUACUAGAUCUUCUGCUGACUUGACUGCUACGGAAAUCAAAGAGGGAUGCAAUAAAGUAGUUGAAAAGUUAAAAUUUUAUAAACCUAAAAUUGCUGUUUUCAAUGGAAAAUGUAUUUAUCAAGUUUAUGCUCGACAGCUUGGGAAGACAAAGUUUGAUUUUGGUCUUCAAUCAGAGAAAAUUAGUGAAACCGCAGUUUGGGUUGUUCCUUCCAGUAGUGCAAGAUGUUCCAACUUUCCUCGAAUGACUGACAAAUUACAUUUUUACCAAGCUAUAAAUAAACAUUUACAGUAUUUAAAAGGAAUUGAGAAAGAUGUUGAUGUUAAGCAAUUUUACUCGAUGAAUCAGGGACUAACUAGACCCAAGAAAGAUAAAUCUAAAAAAAGUGUUCAAAAAGAAUGUUCUCAAUUCGUAAUUACAGAAAUUCUUGAUGGAUCACAAAAAUUUAAAGAAACAAAUGAUGAAGAAAAGGGAAAAAUUUACAUAGAGGACAAUGAAGAUCUUGAAGAAAAUGAAGAAUAUUCAUGUGAUAGUGAAAGUUCGAUAUCGGUAUCUGAUAAUGAUGAUAAACCAUCACUAAAUUUAAAGCCUCAAGAAUCUAAGCUUGAUAGUUCUCAUCAAAAUCUAAUUAAACUAAAAAGUGUUACGUGUGGUUUUAAUGAUUCUAAAAAUGAUGAAGAUGAAAAAAAAAUAGAAACUAAUCUCAAAAGAAAUUGGAAAGACACUCAGACAAUUAGUAGUUCACGAAGAGUGACAGUUCAUGAUGAAAGGGAUGAAGUAAACUCUAUAGGUGUAAUUAAGCAAAGACUUGUAGAAAAAAAUGAAGAAAAUGUUGAAGUUACUAAAAAUACAAAAAAGUUGAACUUUUCUAAUUUACGAAGGAAGAAAAGUUAAUCCCUGAAUUGAAACUAACGUACUUUUAUUGUAUACUAUUUUUACAUAAUUUAAUA